AUAAACCCGUACUAAUUUCAGAUGUCGAAUUAUGGACUACUGGUCGGAUUUGUGAUUUUAGCACUAUUUUACAUCUCCUCAGUGCUUGUCUGCAAUUCAGAAAAUGUAAACAAAGCCACUUUGAAGUAAAUACAGUUGAAUCUCUACAAGUUUGCAAUUUAUUACUAGGGCUCGAGUUAAAGAGAUGUUUCUCCACGCAUAUAACAACUACAAGGAUAACGCUUUCCCUGCUGAUGAGCUAAUGCCUCUUACCUGUAAAGGUCGGUAUCGGUGGACAGGGGUUAACAGAGGUGACAUAGAUGAUGCAUUGGGGAAUUUUUCGCUAACGAUGCUUGACGGACUUGACAGCCUUUUUUUGAUUGGAGAGCUAGACGAGUUUGAAGUUGCUGUAAAGGCUGUAACGAGAACUGUGAGAUUUGAUUCUGACGUUGAUGUUUCAGUUUUUGAAACCAAUAUUCGCGUUCUCGGGUAUGUUUUCAGAUUUUUUGUCCCAGUUUUCCAGUAGUUUUUGAAAUUUACUAUCUGGUUCUAGUCCUCAAUUAUCAUUGACACUGCAAUUACUUUGGUUCAAAUUAUUUUUGUUUUUCCUUGAUGUGUUAAAAUGAAGUGUUACAAGUUGACCGAUUUACAUUUAUCCUACAUUCGACGUUUAACUGGUCCAACGAAGAUAGUGUUUUUAUUUCUCUAUUCAGUCUCUGUGUAUUCGCAAAUGUUAGCAACUCAGCAGCGUGAAGCUUUUUCAGGCGAUAUUAUAUCCAUGCUUGUAAAUUUCCGGGAAUUAUGUGUUAGACUAAAUGAUAUAGAAACUUUCACGCUCAUUACCAGCGGAAAUAAGACAAUACUAUUUUGUCAUGCGUUUAGUCAGUCACUACUAGAUUCACCGCUGUUAUUUUUUUUGAUCAUCUGUGUUGUAAAACAAUAGUUUACCUAACGAAUCUUAAUUUUUCGAGGUAAUAUUAGUCAGUCAAGUGCGACGUGAGACCUGGUACAUGUGUGCUUCUGCACUAUAAUUAAAAGUAAUUAAGUAAUUAAAAUGUUCAAAGUAUAAUUCACCAGGAUUUUUAGUUUUGCAUGUAUGCAUUCUAUAAAAUUCCUUUAGUUGUACGACGUUUUAGCAUUCUUUCCCGCAUGACAUUACGUUAUUUAGUAAUGUGUCUAAUUCGAUAGGUUUCCGAGAGUGACAUUCCGGUUUUUUACAUUCUAAUCUUAAUGAUUAAACGUACUGAACGGAACAUAAGAAUAUGACACUAUACUUCUUUUAGGAUACAACAUCACAGGUGUGGAUGCCGUUUUGAGUUGUUAAAGUUAAAAUAAACUAGCUAUGCAUUUGACAGUUCAAAAAUCUACAUUUAAAUAGUUUUGCAUUAUGCUGUUUAUACUUUCAUCUAUGCCCCAUAUUCAAACUAAGCGUCUGUCAUUACGAACACGGUUUGGUUUAAGCUGCAAAAUGUCUGUGGAAUUUUUUGAACAAGAAACUUUAGUCAUGUGAUCGCUAUACUACUUGUGUACUAGCACUAUCCAGAUCAAAAUUGACACUCCCCUUUAUCAUGUGUUAGAAAUUUACCAAAUAUAACGGCAUUAAUUACACUUCUCAUUAUUCGCAUCACAGAAAAGACUUGUUAUUUGAGAGUAUCUUGAAAAACUUGUCAAGACAGUGCUACAAAUUGAUAAAAGUGUUUCUUGUACAUUGGUAUAGAUUUUGAAAAAAAGCCUUUCAAGCACCGCAAGCGACAUUAUAAGAAUGUUCGAAAUGGAUGUUCUAUCCUCCUAGAUAUUGCGUUGCAUUAGGAAUAAUUUUCAUCAUUGAUUAACUGGACCACCCAUAAUCGGAAUCCCAUAAGUACGUUCAAAUGUUCAAAUUACUCUAUUACCGAUAUUUGAAAAUGAGGAACCACUCCAACUCUCACGAUGCGAAGUAAAAAUACAAAAGAGUGGCGCAAGGGAAUAUUUAUUCACUCAAAACAUGGCGAUUCUUAGCAAAAAUAUACUCAUUUAUGUAUUGAUUUUUAUACCAAUUUAAUAAAUAUGGGUAGGUUGCAAAUAUUUGACUUUUUCUGUCCUCGGCAUUGUCAUUGACUAUAAUUAAACCACUGAGUUAGCUCUUUCUUAUGUAGAUAUUUAUCCCGAAACGUCAAACACGUCAAUUAAUUUAUCUUCAUGAUUUUGCUGAAAAUAGUAAUUUAAUUGCCAUGAGUAGAAUAAACUCGACUUAAAGUUCAUAAUAGUCACCACAGAGAGAUGAGAUGUUAACCUACUCAAAUAUGGAAUGAUUUGUAUUCCAGUUAUGUCUUUUAAUUGUCAGCUGUUUGAAUGAGAGCUUUAGUAUUUAAUCAAUGUUGUUUAUAGCUCAGAAUAAGUGUAAAUGGUUCGUAGGGAAGCAUAGAGAUGUAGAUCAUCCUCGAACACUGUAUUGGUAUUGUCAUGGUCGGCUAAAGGAUAUAAGUUAAUUAUCUUAACCGUAACUUUCAAAAUUAAAUCAUUUAUGAUUGAAUUUUUACAGAUUUGCCACCUACUACUUAGCUAUUUAAAUUAUCAAAAAUCAUUUGUCUGUCACAUUCAAGUAUAGUGAAAAUGAUGCAGAGGUAUGGCUCAGUACGUGGCAAAUUUUAAACUUCUUUUCGAAUCCCACUACUCAUUCACUUGUUGUACCUCAGUCUACCACAUAAGAAUGUAAAUAUUUGCAUAGUUGUCUACAUAUUUUAUCCUAAAUUAUACCAUCAAGCUCAAAGACCACAACACCAAUAAUCGUCAUCCGGAGCUACAAAUAUUCUUUGUCAUCUCAGUAUAGUUUUCAUCUUACACAUUUGAAAUUUUCUUAUAACGAAUUUACUUUCAGUGGUUUGUUAGGAGCUCAUGUUGCUGUCAUGUCAAUCAAACAAAACAAUGACUCACGAAUGAAUUGGUAUAAGAACGAACUUUUAGAAAUGGCUGUUGAUAUUGGAAAUCGAUUAUUACCCGCUUUUGAUACACCAACUGGUAUCCCUUACCCUAGAAUUAAUCUUCGUCAUGGAUAUUCGGGUUUAACAAAACAAGAGGAGAAUACAUGCACUGCUUGCGCAGGUACAAUGAUCCUUGAAUUUGCUGCUUUAAGUCGAUUGACUGGAAAUCCAAUUUAUGAAGAAAAAGCAGCCAAAGCAAUGGCAUUCUUAUGGAAACAACGUAAUCGUUUCUCAGAUCUUGUUGGUCGUGUAAUCAAUGUACGCAAUGGAGAUUGGAUUCGUCAAGAAUCUGGUGUUGGUGCAGGUAUUGAUUCAUAUUAUGAAUAUUUAUUAAAAGCCUAUAUAUUACUUGGUGAACCAGUAUAUUUACAUCGUUUUCAAACACAUUAUGAAGCAGUGAAUCGAUAUGUUAGUGGUCCACAAUCCGCAGAAUUUCCUUUUCUAUUUUUGGAUGUACAUAUGCAUCGACCAGCACAACGUGCACGUACAUUUAUGGAUGCUUUAUUAGCUUUUUGGCCUGGUAUUCAAGUUCUUACAGGUGAUGUAAAACGUGCAGUUGUAUUACAUGAAUUAUUAUAUUUAAUACAUAAACGUAAUAAAUUAUUACCUGAAGCAUUUACACCAGAUUUUAAUGUACAUUGGGGUCAACAUUUACUUAGACCUGAAUUAAUUGAAUCUACUUAUUUAUUAUAUCGUGCUACGGAAGAUCCAUAUUAUUUAAAAGUUGGUGAACAAAUUGUUAAUGAUUUAGAAAAGUAUACACGUGUACCAUGUGGGUUUGCAGCAAUUAAGGAUGUACGUACUAUGGAACAUGUAGAUCAAUUCGAUUCGUUUGUUCUUGCUGAAACAUUUAAAUACUUGUACUUAUUAUUUGCUGAACCAUCUGAUAUUCCAAUCAAUGUAGAUGAUUAUAUAUUUACUACAGAAGCACAUCUUUUACCAUUAAGUUUAUCUCGUCAACGUUAUUCCAUUCAGAAUGUAUUCCAUACUAGGAUUCCUAAUGUUUCUUCGGUAUUCAUAAAGACAUCACAAUAUAAUGUUAAUAGUUCAAUCCUACCACAAUCAUCAUCAACUUCAAACGUUGAAUCAUCUUUUGUCAGAUCAAUAUCAGAUCAUCAUGGUGAUCGAGAUCUUAAAAUUGAAAAAUUAUUACAUAAUGCAGCUCAAUGUAUUGCUGUAGGAUAUGAGCAUCGAAAUCCUAUAAAAUGUAAUUUAGAUACUUCUAUGACAAAGAAUGAUCCUACUACUACUACUGGUAAUGUAGAUAAUGAUUAUCUUGUUAGUAACCAUAUGGGUUCAACAUGUGAUAUAUCAGAAGCGCCUGGUUACUAUUAUGGUCAUUAUCUAAGAAAAUUACCAAAAUGUAAUGAUUCUGAUAGAAUUUUAUCAAAAUCAUAUAUAUGGAAUAUGAUUGAUACUAUUCGACAACCAGUACGUCAAAUAGCUAUUAAUCUUGAUCGAUCAAUAAAUGAUUUCACUGUCGGUGUUCCUCCUCAUCAUCAUAAAUAUACAAAAACAUCAUCAUCACCAUUACCAUUAAGAGCAAUUGAUUUUCAACCUGAUAAUGCAUUACAUUUGAAUAUAUUGAAAAGUAUGGGUAUAUCAAUGUCAUUUAAUCAAGAUGGUAGAUUAACUUUAACACAUCAUCAUAAUGCUGCUGAUAGUAUUGACUCAGCGACUGCAGGAGUUAUUUUCAUACAGGAAUUGAUCAAUUUAGCAAAUCAGAAACAAAGUUUAGUUGAUCUUCCUGUACAGAAUCGUUAUGUCGUUGUAAUUGAUCCGCCAAGUUAUGGUUUUAUUAAAUUUUCUGCCUGCCCUGCACAUUUUGGUUUAUUCCCUGGAGAAGAAUCAAUACAAGGAAAAGAGGAACAACAACAGAAGGAAGCAGGGACUAAGGAUUCGAACACGUUUGAAAAUCAAGCAAAGCAACAACAAUCAUCAUUUUCAUCGUCAUCUUCUGCAAAUCCCAAAGAGCGUCGUUGGAAACCUUUAGUUGGUCCUGUACGUGUUGUUUAUCCAAUGGAUGCAUGUCAACCUAUUAUGCAAGAAGCUUAUGCUUAUCCAUCUGUUGAUCUUCAAUGGAAUCAGAAUUCUACAGAAUCAUUAAAUUCCUCAAUCUUUAAUAGCUCAAAAAUUAUGCAGCAAAGUAAAGGAUCUAUUUCAGGUGCUAUUGGUAUUGUACGUCGAGGUGGCUGUGUUUUUGUUGAGAAAGCUUAUCAUUUAGCUCAAGCUGGUGCUAUUGGUGUUAUUAUAGUUGAUAAUAAACCGGAUACAUCAAGUGAAAUUGGUCCAUUAUUUGCAUUAUCUGGUGAUGAUGAUGAACUUAACAAAAAAAUUCAUAUCCCUAUUGUUUUAUUACUGAGUGUUGAACGUGAUCAACUUUUAAAUUUAAUGCGAUCCCAUUGGAAUCAAACAAAUCAACCAUUGAAUAUAAUGUUAACUAAAGAAUAUGAUGUUGCAGAAUCCUUCAAUUCAGCAUUAUCGAUAAGUAGAGUAAACAAUGCGGGAAAACAUACUGAAUCCAAUGAAUUAACUCAAUAUCAAUUAAUCAGUAAUUUAUAUCAACAAUCUAUAUAUUCACCAAUAAUAAGUAAUAUAUUAUGUUUUCAUCAAAUUUCUCAAUCAAUUAAUCUUACUAUUAUACAUAAUUCUAUCAUGAAUCUCAAGGAUAUUCCUACUUCAAUGAUACAUAAUGAAGAGAAUACAGCUAAGAAUCUAUGGUCAUUUACAUUUCAUAUGAGUCAUGAUGAAUUGUCUAGUUAUUUUUUACCUACUACUAUCAAUACUACUGAUAAUACUACUAAUAGUAGUACUACUACUAAUAGUAAUGAUAGUAAUAAUAAAGAUCAAAUAUCCAAUACUAUCCAAUCUAGUAAUAUUAAUGAAAUUAUUAAAGGAUCACCAAAAGAAAUUUCUAUAUGGAGGGAUUUAUUUGUUAUGACAUUAAAGCAAAUCGGGAUUAAUAAUGAUUGUUAUCAUUUAAUUUUGGCAUUUAUUCAAAUUACUUUACAUAAAUUAUCUCCAAUGGAUUCAUUUCAUUAUACUAAUAAAACAAUCAAUGUAUCCAUAGAAUAUUAUCACUUAGUAACUAAUUGUUUUAUACAAAUGGUUCAUUUAUGCAAUAAAUCAGUAAAACAUAAUGAUUAUUAUUAUAAUGAUAAUAAUCAACCUUUUAAAACUGUGAUCACUUUACAAUUGGGCUUUCAAUUAAUACCAUCAUCAUCAUCACCAUCGACAACGUCGACGACGACGACGGAGACGACAACAACACAUCCUCAUUAUCAUCAUUUAUCUUCAAUGAUUUCAUCUAACAUAAUUAACUCUUCUACUAUUCUUAAUCAAACUGAUAAUUCCCUUAAAAAAUCUUCAUUAUAUAAUGAUGAAUUGUAAGAUUAUAUUACUUCUACUUUUUUUCUUCUGUUUUUCUUUUUCAUUUUCUUCUUCUUUUUAUUUGUAUUGUUUUGAUUAUUGUAAAGAAAACUUGACUGUUGCCAUUACUACUACUACUCCUCUUCCUCCUCCUCCUCCUCCUCCUCCUCCUCCUACUACUACUACUACUACUACUACUACUACUACUACUACUACUACUACUACUACUACUACUACUACUACUACUACUACUACUACUACUACUACUACUACUACUACUACUACUCUUACUACUACUUGUAUUACUGCUGAUAGAUGAGGUAUUUUUGGUUUGUAAGAAAGACAAACUUCUUGUGUAUUUGAUUAUGUUCAAUAUACUUCUCAUCUAUUGUUG
Messenger RNA from Schistosoma rodhaini, 6702 nucleotides. Lineage: Eukaryota; Metazoa; Platyhelminthes; Trematoda; Strigeidida; Schistosomatidae. The record is from the annotation of a GenBank genome assembly.